AAGACGAGCCAGUAGAUCAGAGGAGAGAAUUGCCAAUAAGAUAAGAUUGAUUUCCUCUUUGAUUUAAUUUUCCCCACUAUUUCAUGUGUAAAGGAAGUUGUCAUUGUACCAGGGAAACUUGUAACUAGAAGUUGUUCAAAUUCUGGAUUCAAUUGUGUGACUUGUGUGUUGUGUCACACCUUCCAGUGUGACUCUAAUUAGACACUUAUACUGAAGUAAUACUAUCUAGGCAUGUUUAAUAACUUGAGACUAUGUAAGACUUGUUACUGCACGUAAUUUGUUUGGAUCUUUACAAGUUACAUCCAGAUACUGGAAGACGGGGGAUUGCCACUGGGACCACCAACUUGCUCUGUAAUCUGGGCCCACCUUUUCCACUAAAACAACUCAUCAUUACCCAGCAAACAAGAACGAAAUAUAGAGAAAUUACGCGUAAAACGCAAUGGGUCUCGGGUUCCUAGAGUCGCCAGAAAUUGUCCCCAACAGGCCACGACCAAUGGGAUUUGUUUCACGUGUCACUGUUUCUGUUUGUCAUAGUGAGAGAGCACUUCUUUUAAAGCUUAUCUUCCCUAUGUACCCAACAAUCGCCAAGAUGUCUCACUUCGACGAUGAGAAAUUUAAGCAGCUACAGCUGAAAGUCAAGUUUAACGUCAUUCCGAAAACUAGGCUGAAAAAAUUCGGCAAACUUUUUGAUGGUUACCCUACUGGGCUGGUUAAGAGCGAACCGGGUGGAUUCGUCAUGCCACCCACGUACGGAGAAAAUGCUGAAAAGAUUUACCGGAUGAAGCCGAGAACUGACGACGUUUGGUUGCUCACGUUCCCUAAAUGCGGGACCACUUGGACGUCUGAGUUGCUAUGGUUACUUAAAAAUGAUUGCAAUUUUGAAACAGCCGCCAAAAUUCAACUUCAUAGCCGGGCUCCUUUCUUAGAAAUGCCUUACUUGAGUGCGGUGUCUGGGCCAAUGAAAAAUUUCCUCAUGACGGUGGACAAGGUGGAAAAGCUUCCGUCUCCGAGAGUCAUACGACCUCAUUUGCCGUUUUAUUUGCUGCCUCCUGAGCUUCUCGACACAACCAAGGUAGUUUACGUGGCUCGCAAUCCCAAAGACGUAAUCGUUUCAUACUACUUCCAUCACAAAUUGAUUAAAGUGCACGGUUAUACCGGAACUUUGGACGAAUUUGCGGAAUUCUUCAUCAACGAUGAAGUUGUGUACGCUCCUUUUUUCCCACACAUUUUGGACGCCUGGUCUAAACGUCACCAUCCAAACAUGCAUUUCAUGUUCUACGAGGACAUGAAAAAGGAUUUGCGUGGAGAAAUCGAGAAAGUUGCCACCUUCCUCGGAAAAUCGUACAGUGACGAGCAGUUGGGAAAACUGACCGAACAUUUGAAGUUUGAAAAUUUCCAGAAAAAUGAAUCCGUCAACAGCGAAUCGGGCAAAAAAUUUGGCGCCAUGAAUGAAGACGGGAGAUUUAUUCGCAAUGGUAAAACGGGAGACUGGAAAAAUCAUUUCAGCCCAGAAUUAAACAGCCGAAUCGACGAGUGGAUCGAAAAGAACUUGGCCGGUACUGAUUUGAAGUUUGUGACGGAACUGGAGCAUCAAGAUUAAAAUAAGUAAAACACUAACCACUCAACUUCUCACCUAUCUAAGUAGGUUUUUUUUUAUGUGGUUUCAUUAGAAAUAUGACAUUUUAUUUUCACAAUUCAUAUUAUUGGAAUAAAUUGUCUUUUACCUAGAAUCUUUGAGAUUGGUUAAUGGUUAUGACAUCUGAUCUGUCACACUCCUAUCUCUCAAAAUAUGGAUGAUCAUGAUGAGUGUGUAGAAAAUCUUAUCAAAAAAAGCCAAUCCCCAUAGUCAUUCAAAUGAGAUGUUUGCUUUUCUUAUCCAUACAAAAAUGAAAUCAGGACAGAAAGGAAAUUAAAACGUCAGUGCUACUUUA
Molecule: messenger RNA, 1931 nt
Organism: Daphnia pulex (common water flea)
Lineage: Eukaryota; Metazoa; Arthropoda; Branchiopoda; Diplostraca; Daphniidae
Product: sulfotransferase 1B1-like
Exons: 10
Coding region: 440-1600 (386 amino acids)
Biological process (GO): sulfation
Cellular component (GO): cytoplasm
Molecular function (GO): sulfotransferase activity
Source: RefSeq, a predicted model, not a curated record